AUGGGAAAGAAAAAUAGAAAGGGAAAAGAGAAUAGUACAAAUAGAAAUUUUUUCCGAAAGGUAGAAAAUACUAAAGAUUCCAGUCCUAAUCUGUGCGCUGCAUCCCAAAUCUGCACAACCGGUGUAGAAAAAGAGGCUAGCCCAACGAUUGAUGUAUCGCUUGUUUCCAAGAAAGAUGGAAGCACGAAAACAGAAAGCAGUGUUUGUUUCGAUUAUCCAACUAUAGGCAAUUUAGUUUCUUCUGUGGAAAAACUGUAUAUUUUAAAAGAAUUAGAGGCCGCGUUCCCAGACAUAGGAAAAACCAUAAUCAAAGCUAUUUUGAUUGCCUCCCAAGGGGUUUUGGAACCGGCGUUUAACUCUUUACUUUACUUUUCAAAUCCAACGGAAAACACAGCUUUCGCACUACCAAUGAAGCCUAUAAGUGCGCAAGAGGUUAGUAAAAUUGAAAUUCCAGAUAUAUUACAGUAUGAAAUACUGGACGAUUUCGAAAAUGAAGCCUCAUCAGAAGAAAUGGAAGGUCAAAUGUACACGUCUGUAACAUUCACAAACACUGAGCCGGAACAGAGCUCUGUAGUAAAUCCCACUCAUACUGAAAGGAAGGCCAAACCAAACCGAGGAGUGGCUGAAUCGACAAGAAAUUCGACCAUGGCAGACGAGCACAGUGCGAUUUCAUCGAAGGAAAAAAGUGUGCGUCUUGAAGAAAAGAAGGGCAUAAAUGGUUUAACAGGAGCCGCUGUGAAAGCCAUUUCCAUCGCUAAAAAAAAAAGCGAACCAUCGAACAACUUGUUUGACAUUUUAGAUUGUGACGAGUCUGACGAAGACGAAGAGCAGGACAUUAAAGUCCACAUAUCAAAUCAAGAAAACAAAGACGCGGGAACUCCAGAGAGACCGGUCUCGAAAAAGACGGGCGGCAAAACUCAAUCCGAUGAUAUUACAAGCAAGCCGCCGGUUGAGACUAGCAACGACGGAGGGUACAAAUCUCCCUUCGGCACUGAUAGCUGUGAUUUUUUCCCUAUCGAUGCAAAAAAUCCAAGGCAGGUGAAUUCCAGCGCAGGGAACAAGAUGUAG
Messenger RNA from Saccharomyces eubayanus, 1068 nucleotides. RefSeq names its product Don1p (gene DON1). Gene Ontology annotation, biological process: ubiquitin-dependent protein catabolic process. Gene Ontology annotation, molecular function: ubiquitin binding; ubiquitin conjugating enzyme binding. Bases 1 to 1068 code for a protein of 355 amino acids. Gene Ontology annotation, cellular component: cytoplasm. The record is from RefSeq and is a predicted model, not a curated record. The transcript has a single exon. NCBI's taxonomy places the organism in Eukaryota, Fungi, Ascomycota, Saccharomycetes, Saccharomycetales, Saccharomycetaceae.